Geodia barretti is the source of this 549-nucleotide messenger RNA. Lineage: Eukaryota; Metazoa; Porifera; Demospongiae; Tetractinellida; Geodiidae. The record is from the annotation of a GenBank genome assembly.
CGAAACUUUUGGAGAGUAAUCAUGGCUGUUUCCGCCGGGAUAUCAAAUGCGCUGGAACGUAACUGGGGUAUGGUAGACCGCGCCAUAGACGGGCUGAGUGAUGAGACACUGGCGCGCCAGAUAUCCGACAGCGACAAUUCCAUCGGUUGGCUCCUCUUCCACAUGAGCCGGGUGGUGGACGUUUUCAUGAAUGCCAGGUUCCAAGGCAAGCCUCAGAUAUGGAUAGAGGACGGUUGGUGCGAGAAAUUCGGCCUGAGCGACGACCCGGAGACGACCGGCCAAGGCUGGGACACGGCGCGCCUGGCCGCGUGGCCGCUUCCCUCCAAAGACGUCCUGGUAGGGUACUACGAGGCCAUGAAGGCCUGCUGCCGGGACUAUAUGUCCUCCGUGACCGACGAGGAGUUGAGCGCCACCAUGAGCCUGAGGCCCGGUUCGGACCCCGAGCCGAAAGAGACCAUCAUGGGUGUCCUGGUCUUUGACAACAUCGUCCACGGAGGCCAGAUAGCCUUCCUGCGCGGCCACUUGGAAGGCAUGGGCUGGUUCGUCUAG